CCGGCCCCGCCCACACCCUCGCAAGUCUGGUUUCCGGCGGGAGCGCGGACUCAGGGGGAGAGGGGAGUUUGCGGCUCCGGUACUGGAGCUGACUGAGGGCUGCGCUGCCCUUUGGUACCCGCCGGAAUGCCUCACUUGGAAAACACGGUGCUUUGUCGCGAGUCCCAAGUGUCCAUCUUGCAGUCCCUGUUUGGAGAGAGGCAUCAUUUCAGCUUUCCAUCAAUUUUUAUUUAUGGACAUACUGCCAGUGGAAAGACCUAUGUAACACAAACUUUGUUGAGAACUUUAGAGCUCCCACAUGUCUUCGUGAAUUGUGUUGAGUGCUUUUCCUUGAGGCUGCUUUUGGAACAAAUUUUAAACAAAUUGAAUCAUCUCAGUUCUUCAGAGGGUGGCUGUUCUACUCAAAUAACCUGUGAAACAUUUAAUGAUUUUGUUCGUUUGUUUAAACAAGUAACCAAAGCUGAAAGUCUCAAGGAUCAGACUGUAUAUAUUGUUCUAGAUAAAGCAGAAUAUCUAAGAGAUAUGGAAGCAAAUCUUUUGCCUGGGUUUCUUAGAUUACAAGAACUGACUGACAGAAAUGUGACUGUUCUGUUUCUCAGUGAAAUUGUUUGGGAAAAGUUUCGUCCAAAUACUGGGUGUUUUGAGCCAUUUGUCUUGUAUUUCCCUGAUUAUAGCAUAGGGAACCUUCAAAAGAUCCUGUCACAUGAUCAUCCUCCAGAGUAUUCAGCUGAUUUCUAUGCAGCUUACAUUAAUAUUCUUCUUGGAGUUUUCUACACCGUCUGCCGAGAUUUGAAAGAGCUCAGACAUCUGGCAGUACUUAAUUUUCCUAAAUAUUGUGAACCUGUGGUUAAAGGAGAAGCAAAUGAACGUGAUACUCGCAAACUCUGGAGAAAUAUUGAACCUCAUUUGAAGAGAGCCAUGCAGACUGUUUAUCUCAGGGAAAUAUCAAGUUCACAGUGGGAAAAGUUACAGAAAGAUGACAUAGAUCCAGCACAACUUAAAGGUCUUUCAGCAUAUACUCACGUGGAGCUUCCCUAUUACUCUAAGUUUAUUCUAAUUGCUGCAUACCUCGCUUCAUACAAUCCAGCAAGAACUGAUAAGAGGUUCUUCCUUAAGCAUCAUGGGAAAAUCAAGAAAACCAACUUUCUAAAGAAACAUGAAAAGACAAGCAAUCAUCUUCUCGGACCAAAACCAUUUCCACUAGACAGAUUAUUAGCAAUAUUAUAUAGUAUCGUGGACAGUAGAGUUGCUCCAACAGCAAACAUCUUUUCCCAGAUUACCUCUCUAGUGACCCUUCAGCUAUUAACCCUGGUUGGCCAUGACGAUCAGCUUGAUGGACCAAAGUACAAAUGCACAGUAUCUCUAGAUUUCAUCAGAGCCAUUGCUAGAAUACCAACUGGACAUUUGUAUGGAUGGACCUGUAAUAGACAAUUCACAAUCAUCAUCUCUAAUGCUGAUAUGGUUUGGAUGAAAAAGAUGAAUUCACUGAGCUGCUGACCCUAGAAUGCCUCUUGGAGAAGAAAAUACAUUUUGAGCAGCUAGGAGCCCAGUACAGGAAAGAAGCAGCAGAAAGAGCAGAGGAUGAGACUCUGGGAAGAAGUUCAUGGAAAGAAGUAAGGCAACAGAAACAUGGCUAAACCCUUUUGCAUUUAAAAAAAAAAAAAUUAUUUUUGCUCUCAAGGAUCAGGGCAAGAUGAUAAACAAAAGGAGUCUUUAGGCUGGGCUACUGUACAGGUGAUACAGCCAAAGAGAAAUUUUAAGUUAUUGCUUUACAAUUCAAGCUGUGACCAUUUUGUGCAACCCUUAAACUUCUGUAACAGUCUGUUGCAUGCAACAGCCAUGUUUUGGAGAUCAUCAAAAAGAAGCUGUUUCCUACUAAUGGGUUGACACUAGAGUAAACUUCUUUUAAAGGACACCAGGUGGAAAUCACAAAGAUAGCUGACAUUAAAAAUUGGUUAGAGGGACACCUGGGUGGCUCAGUGGGUAAAAACCUCUGCCUUCGGCUUGGGUCAUGAUGCUAGGGUCCUGGGAUCGAGCCCUGCAUCGGGCUCUCUGCUCAUCGGGGAACCUGCUUCCCUCUCUCUCUCUCUGCCUGCCUCUCUGCCUACUUGUGUUCUCUGUCUGUCAAAUAAAUAAAUAAAAUCUUUAAAAAAAAUUGUUUAGAAGUGGCCAUGAGAAUUUAAGUUUCAAACCUCUUUCCUCCAUUCAAGGAAUUCAGACACAUCUUGGGUGUGACAAUCCCAAGCCAAAAGCAUCACAUGCUUGUUUCCUCGCCCUAUCUCUCUGUUUCUCUGUUUAUUUUUUUUAAAGAUUUUAUUUA
Messenger RNA from Mustela lutreola (European mink), 2320 nucleotides. RefSeq names its product origin recognition complex subunit 5 (gene ORC5). The record is from RefSeq and is a predicted model, not a curated record. Gene Ontology annotation, biological process: DNA replication initiation; DNA replication. Gene Ontology annotation, molecular function: DNA replication origin binding. The coding region runs from base 127 to 1497 and encodes 456 amino acids. NCBI's taxonomy places the organism in Eukaryota, Metazoa, Chordata, Mammalia, Carnivora, Mustelidae. The transcript is spliced from 14 exons. Gene Ontology annotation, cellular component: nuclear origin of replication recognition complex; nucleus.